AAUAAGUUCUCUUGCACUUUAUACCUUCAACAAUUCAAGGAUAGAACCAUGGCUAUCCGUAUUUUUGUUGUUUGCAAAUCCCACGAGAUGCCUGGUCCGGCUAAGGACAAGAAUAAGUUAAUGGCAAACGCAGCCUGUCAAGAAGUUUUGAAUCGAGACUAUGAUGAAUCCAAAGGAGAUCGUCUAUUGUGUGAAGGGACAUAUUUCUCGUUUAAUCAAACGUGUUUCCUUGUAAUCGAUAACGGUCCUGUGGAUGCCACAACCUAUGAUAUCCGGAUGUUCAAAUGGAGAGGACAGGAGCUAGUCUCUGUGCCCAAAAUCCCCCCAUAUGCUCUCAAACAGUUUCGCGACAAGUACCAAUUUAAUCCAGCCGACAGACCUAAACGCCCGGUGUACACGGACGAGCAAUUUAGGGACAGAUUUGGCACUGAUGAACACCGAAAGCUCGUGGAAGCCAUAGAGGAGAAGAAAAAAAUUGCUCGAGAAUAUAGCGCUAGCACUUAGCAGUGAUAUCCCAUUGGGUGAGACCUUAAUCUGCUGUUUCAUUGUGCAUAAAGGGGGUUAGGCACAGAGGCGAUAGAGAUAGAGCUCUCCAAAGCCGGACUGUACCUACUUCGGGCCUUUCAUACGACAUGCUCUGUAUGGUGGAUAGGGUGGUGAACAAUGUAGUAUUCAAAUGGUUGACCUUGGAUGCAAUCUAGAGAAAAUACUACUUGUAGAGCAUAGCCAAUAUCCAAAUUGCUGGACGCGUUAGGUGACCCAUCGAGUCAGUGUAAACCACAAUUAUGGUUUAAAUUGAGUCAAUGUUUGUGCGUACACCAUGUACUAUGGCCAUCAGCUCCCAAUUCUCUCUGGCAGCAGCAAGCGUGGAAUGACCAGCAGAGCUGCGAGUAUUUCAUACUCGUGCCACUCGCUCCUCAACAAAGACGCCUUGAGUUAGGAACGAAAUCCUGACCGGUUUGCUCAGGUACCGACGCAGCAUUGUGGAUAAGCGGCGAUUAGGUGUGUCCGCGUCGUGGUAGACAACCCCCAUUUCCUCAUCCCGCUCUACAGUAUUCUCAUCAUAAUUGCCCUCAUCGACUCUCGUAAAGUGUUGGCGACACUAAAGCUUGGCAUUGUAUGGCGAUAAAGGUGUUGUCUAUUCAUACCUCCUGGUUCCACAAGACCGCCGUAGGUAAACCUAUGCCGCAAGUUGCCGUGCAACUGAGGUCAGGUUCCAGAGAUG
Molecule: messenger RNA, 1225 nt
Organism: Pseudogymnoascus destructans
Lineage: Eukaryota; Fungi; Ascomycota; Leotiomycetes; Thelebolales; Thelebolaceae
Exons: 3
Coding region: 49-504 (151 amino acids)
Source: RefSeq, a predicted model, not a curated record